Messenger RNA from Plasmodium inui San Antonio 1, 369 nucleotides. RefSeq lists its product as hypothetical. The transcript has 3 exons. The record is from RefSeq and is a predicted model, not a curated record. NCBI's taxonomy places the organism in Eukaryota, Apicomplexa, Aconoidasida, Haemosporida, Plasmodiidae. Bases 1 to 369 code for a protein of 122 amino acids.
AUGGUCAAACACAAGGACUACAAGAAGAGCGACUUAGUGAGCAUCCUGUCGUCGAACGUUAGCAAGGAGAGGAACAAAGCGGUGAAACUCCUGAAGAAGUUUGAGCCCCUCCCGAGGAAGCACCUGGAUAGCAAAUUCGACCCCAAGAGUGCAAUUGUGCACAAAUACAGUUCUUUGAAGGCCUUCAUGUGCUGGAGGUGCGACAAAGUCAAGCAGACGAAUGUGAAGGUUCACUGGGACACUGCCGAAGGACUGAAGAUCAUCUGCACCUCAUGCCAUGGGAACCUGCUCGCAAUGAGAGAGGUGGAGAAAGUGAGAAAAGAAAACAAUACCAACAGGGAAAUUGUCAAAAAUUUGAGCAACAUGUAG